Molecule: messenger RNA, 3427 nt
Organism: Neolamprologus brichardi
Lineage: Eukaryota; Metazoa; Chordata; Actinopteri; Cichliformes; Cichlidae
Gene: rassf2a
Product: Ras association domain family member 2a
Biological process (GO): regulation of non-canonical NF-kappaB signal transduction; positive regulation of protein kinase activity; signal transduction
Cellular component (GO): nucleus; cytoplasm
Source: RefSeq, a predicted model, not a curated record
GUGCUUCCAUUAAAUUGGGGUUUCUGUUGAAUAAUGUCCUUGCCUUCUGCUCUGCCAUUGUUGUCCACUUCUCAUUCAUCUCCUCACGCAGCGCGAACAAAGACACGUCAGCCUCGCCCUCUGAUUGGCUCCCUGCCGGGGCCCCGCGACGCUGCUGUGCCGCGAGCUCCGCCACAACAGAUGGACCUCUCGCGCUCUCCUCCUCCUACCAGCUUCUGGAUGCACUGCUGCACGCGCCCCGCUGAUUGUGUCCAACGGCAGGAUAACGAGCGACUUGUCCCAGGAGUUUUAACAGCUAACGCUCAGUUCAGGAGAAACGACUGGAUAAACGACUGGAAGACGGAAGAAAAGGACCGAGGAGACCUAUGUUAGAAGGACAGGUUAGGUCGAGACAAAGUUGGAGAGUUAAGGCUGAGAUGGAUUGGACAUACAGAGGAGGGACAGCAAAUACACCGAACAAAGGAAGGUGAAUAUGGAGCCUGCCAGGCAGAAGGAAAAGACCACAGAGAAGAUGGAUGCAGUGAAAGAGGACAUGUAGAGGGGCAGGUGUGAUACAGGAGGAUGCUAGAGGCAAGCUGGCCACAUGUCCGUCGCAGACCGCUGCCUUUGACCGUGAUAAUAAAGGCUAAUGUCUUCCAUUGUGUAGGUCAGUGCUUAGCUUUUGAGCUCUUGACAGGGCUAAUAUAGGUGAUGAAAUAUUGAUAGCCCCUGGCUGAUUGGCGUUAAAUAUUUAAUUUGUCCACAUUAACUGAAGCUUUUUAUUUCAGAGAUUGACAGCCUCAUCUUAUUUUAUCAGCGCUGCGUGUUCAAGCUGCUUCUGUUUACACUAAACUGUGGAAGUAUGUGCCUGAUCCAAGAGUUUAAAGAUUGAUAACAGGUCACGUUCAGAAGAAAAGACCCUCUUGGAUCACUGACACCUGAGAAUACAAACAGAAUCUGCCUGCCUAUAACUUUGGCUGCCUAUCCUCAUAGGCAGCUUCUUCUCUGGUGACUCAACAACAACUCAUAGUCUUUACAACGCUCCUCUCAUGCUCACUGAGAAUGGAUGAUACACAGUACGGGGUUCAGAUCGGAGAGAACAAGUUCGUCAGCAAGUCAACAGUCCUGUCACAUCUUAAAACUUACAACCUCUAUUAUGAAGGGCAGAAUCUGCAGCUGCGGCACAGAGAGGAAGAAGAGGAACUGAUUGUUGAGGGCUUGCUGAAUAUCUUUUGGGGCCUCCGGCGACCAAUCAGGCUACAGAUGCAGGAUGACCACGAGCGAAUCCGGCCGCCCCCCUCCUCCACGUCUUGGCACUCGGGUUGCAAUCUGGACAGUCAAGGUUCUCCCACCACCACAGAUGGUCAACAGACUCAGCAGAGUUCACCCACAGUGGAAGUGACGCCACCUGACAGCCAACCAGAGGACAACGGUGUGACUGAAGAGGAGGCAGAAGAGGACAGUGAGAGCUCCGCUCAGCUCCUCAGGACAAAGAGCGAUGCCGGGGUCUUAAGGAGAGGCCAGCGAAGGUCACCAAGUGACCAGAGGAAAAUCCGACGCCAUCGAUUCUCCAUCAACGGACACUUCUACAACCAUAAAACAGCAGUGUUUACGCCUGCUUACGGGUCGGUGACUAACGUUCGCAUCAACAGCUGUAUGACCACGCCGCAGGUGCUACGAGUUCUCCUUAACAAGUUCAAAAUCGAAAACAGCCCAGAUGAUUUUGCACUCUAUCUGGUCCAUGCUAGUGGAGAGCGCGUGAAACUGAAGCGGACUGACUAUCCUAUGUUGCUGAGAGUCAUGCAGGGACCGUGUGAGCAAGUCUGCAAAAUAUUCCUCAUGGAAGAAGAUCUCGGAGAAGAAGUCACAUAUGAUGUGGCGCAGUAUAUCAAGUUUGAGAUGCCUGUCCUCCAGAGUUUCAUCACCAAGCUAAAGGAAGAGGAGGACAGAGAGGUGCAGAAACUCAGGAGAAGGUAUAACUAUAUUCGGAAUAUAAUCGAGAAGCAGCUCCAGUGUCUUCCAGAGGGGGCAAAGUGUAUGUGAUCUGCUCAUGGCAGGGCCCCCUAACCCCACACCAAACUGUCACCACAGCUGCCAAGCCGUGACCAAGAGAAUGACCAAGAAUCAGCUGACAAGAGCAACAAGUACAUGUUUCACCAACUGUCCUCCCUCAGCACAUCCCACAAUCAGUCAGCCCACAGUUUGCUUUUUCGUGCACGUGUUGAGUGUGACCAUCUCUGUGAUACUGAGAGCCAUGGCAACACACACACUUUUUUUUUUUCUUUGCUUUUCUUUACCAUGAACAGAGCACUCGGACAAACGUCUCCUGUUUGUGUUUUUUGACCUUUUUUUAGUCUGUUAGCCUGCAAGAUGAGGCUAAAAUGUAACCCGUCUUCUGCCUUCUCUGCAGGAAAUAUUCAAAAUCGUUUUAAAGCACAAAUGUCAUCUUAUAGUGACUAUAUAGGUUUCUCCAAGCACAAAACACACAAAGUUGGUGGGAUACUUUGAAGCUGAUGUAAACAUUUAGGACCUUUUUCAUUUCAUUGAUGUGAAAUCUUUUUAUUGCCACUGCAGGCUGUGAUAAUGCAGUUACACACAGUAUUUGGCGUUUUACGUGUAGGCAGCAUGUAAGACUGAGAAUCACAGGGAACAACCAUCCUGUAAAUGUGGAGUGGUCUGACGGUGACAAAAAUGAACCUUACAUAUUUCAUUAAAUGUAAUGCAUAAAAAGCCCAAGUGAAAAAGUAUGGAAAAGUGAUUCCUGCAUAUCAAGCCCCCAAAACUUCAACUGCCAUGUUUAUGUUUGGUGGCACCGGUCUUUGUCCUGCUUACUGAGUUUUAAAUGAGAUCUGGUGACAUUGAAGCCAAACUCUCAGCAUGAAGUUAGAUCCAGAAGUUCCCCAAAAUAACAGACUAUUCCUUGGAAUAAUGCAACUUUUUUGAGCUGCUUGUUUUGUUCCUACACACAUUAAUGUCUUACUCUAAAGGUUUGCCGGACGUUAACCAGAUUGCACAAAAUCUUCAUGUUUUGUUUUCAUUUUGGUUUAGGUUUUUUUUUUUUUUUAGUUUUUUUGACAUCUACAUCCAGCAGAGACAAGAAGCACAAAACGAUAAUCCCACAAGACUGUGAAUUUUACGGAGAAUGUUUUUAAACGUACGAACGAGCAUUUCUAAGCAGUGCGGUUUGCCUCCACAUGUACAGCACUUUGUCUCCUUCCGCCUGACAGUUCAGUAUUUCUGACACGCAGUGGACGACGCCCCGAAGAUUGUGUGAGAGCAUGCAUGUUGUGUUUUUUGUGACUCCUAAGACUUGCCUGCUUUUGUAUUGUGUCUUUUACAAAGUAAAGAAGAAAUUUUAGCCUUUAAAGUGUUAACUCUUGCCACUACUUUGUGGAAGUUUUCGUACAAUGUUUGUUAUUUAAUAAAAAAUUUGUCUGGGGAAAAUGAA